ACAAGAAUAGACGAUGAUCCCCAUUUGAGUCUAACGAAUAUUAACGAAUCGUGAACAUUAAAGUUUUAUUUAUUUUUACAAAAUUGAAUGUGCAAUCUUAAGUAUUUUACUCAAUAUUUGGUAUGAUAUAUUUUAACUAAUUUAUUUUUAAGUUUAUUUCUACAAACAAACCGAUUUUAUGGAGAAUAAUGAAAGUGCAAGCAUGGAGGAUGAAAACACCAAGUCAUAUCUACAGUUGCAAAUUGAAAAGCUAAAAGCUUUGAGAGCCAAGCUAACCACUGAUGCAGAGGAAGAUUUUAUUAUUAAAGCUGAACCGCGAAGCGGCUAUGAGUCGGAGACGAGCGAGUGUUCAGAGGACUCCGCGGCCUACGAAGAUGUGCAGGCUGCAGCCAAAAGCUCUGGGUCGCGGAAGAAUAUCAAUAGGGGGCGGUGGACGAAAGAGGAGGAUAAAAGGCUAAAAAUGUAUGUUAAGAUGUACAACGAGAACUGGGAGCUGAUAUCGGCGCAGUUCUCAGACCGAUCCGACGUCCAGUGCCAGCAGCGGUGGACGAAGGUCGUCAACCCUGAACUAGUCAAAGGUCCCUGGACCAAGGAGGAAGACGAGAAAGUGGUAGAGUUGGUAGCCAAAUACGGACCAAAAAAAUGGACGCUUAUUGCCCGGCAUUUGAAGGGCAGGAUAGGAAAACAGUGCAGAGAGCGCUGGCACAAUCACUUAAACCCUUCAAUAAAGAAGACAGCAUGGACGGAGCACGAAGACCGCGUGAUAUACCAAGCGCACAAGCAACUUGGCAACCAGUGGGCCAAGAUCGCCAAGUUAUUGCCUGGCCGAACUGACAACGCCAUAAAGAACCACUGGAACUCAACAAUGCGUAGGAAGUACGAGCCAGACAUGAUAGAUUCGUACGAGUGCCUCCGACGAAAGCGGCCCAAGCGAGACGUAAGGGCAGACGAGAAAGUCCAAGUUGCAUACAACGAUUCAUGGACGGACCCAUUCAACGAGUCCACCCAAAGCAACUCCUCAUCAACCAGCCAAACGCCAAGCACAGUGCUGCACUUCCGACGAGUGCUCAAGGAACAACUGAACAGCAUUCAACACACGCAGCAACUGACGAGGCAACAGUCGCCCGACCGCGGCGCCCUCGUGCCCGCCGACGAGAUUGAGAUCCUGCACGAGCCGUUCAAAUUCAUCAACAUCGAAUCGUUGCCAACAAACUCUCCUAUUAGAAGUUAUUUAAGUCAAACGUAUCCCACAGAAGAGAAUAACCAGGAAAACUCUAAUGGAGUAACAUACUCCGUCCAGUCGGAAGGCAUCAAAGAAAUCGUGGUGCCGUCAGUGUAUUCGUCCCCCAAGAAGAAGUCUAUGGAAACCAACAGUCCCCCUCCCAUACUGAGGCGAAAACCGAAGAAAAUGCUCACGCCCAACCCUAGUAAUCCAUGGUCGGACACCCUCCGAGCGUUUGAAGGCAGAGACAGCGGAGUGACUCCCAUCAAAGCGCUGCCCUUCAGUCCCUCGCAGUUCCUGAACUCGCCCGGAGGCCUCGCGCCGAGGGAACUCACUCCCUUGAGGCCCUCGCAGCACAAAGAUUGGACGGCCAGUCCGUUGCUGCACACUCCAACCCCAGCUAAUAUCACACCAGGAAACAACAGCAAUCUUAGGAAUAACGCGACUCCCAAAACGCCAACCCCCUUCAAAAUUGCGAUGGCAGAGAUAGGCAAAAAGUCCGGACUGAACUACGAACCUUCCAGCCCUGGUCUACUAGUAGAAGAUAUCACCGAGAUGAUCAAACGCGAGGAGAAUUCCGACAGCACUGUGCAACUGAACGAUUCACUGCUAUCGUCUAUUGCUGACCAAGAUGCUGCCAAUGUACAGGUAAACAACGAUUCCGGUAUAGGCAGCCUGAAGCGUCGCGUGUCCGAAACGUCGCAAACCGGCAAGGAAAACGUUCCGGGGACGGUCCACAAGAAAGCCAGAAAGGCUCUGGCGAAUAGCUGGGGAGCGGCUACUAGCACGCCGCACGCGCAUUCUAAUCAGAGCCUGGUGCCUGAAGUGUCGUUUAUUGUGGAGACACCGAGUAAAACGCUGGCCGGUGACAGCUCGGUCAUGUUCUCCCCACCUUCGAUAGUCAAGCACUCCCUUCUAGAAGAAUCCACCAGUCUCCACAGCCUAAUCUCAGCUGAAAACACCCCGGAUACGAAAUACGAAGACCUGGACAUAGAAUCCGUGAUCACCGAAAAAACUAAGGUGAAGCGGACCUCCGACGAGAUGGUAGUCAUCAAGAAGUCAGCAGUGCGCUCCAUCAAGUUCGAGGAAGAUGUUGAAGAGAAACCGGUGUCUUUCUUAUUGGGUGACAAGGACGAUAAAUGGGAGAUUUUCGCGUGUGGCAAGACUCAAGACCAACUUGAAUUGACAGUGCUUGCUCACCAGUACUUGAGGAAGACGGCCCUCAAACCUCGAUCCCUUAACUUUUAAGUUACAACACUUACCUACAGCCAAGAACUCCGAUCCAUUUCUGAUGUAUUAGAUGUUAAAAGACAAUGCCGG
Ostrinia furnacalis (Asian corn borer) is the source of this 2542-nucleotide messenger RNA. RefSeq names its product proto-oncogene like protein Myb (gene Myb). Bases 179 to 2470 code for a protein of 763 amino acids. Gene Ontology annotation, biological process: regulation of DNA-templated transcription. Gene Ontology annotation, molecular function: RNA polymerase II cis-regulatory region sequence-specific DNA binding; DNA-binding transcription factor activity, RNA polymerase II-specific. The record is from RefSeq and is a predicted model, not a curated record. The transcript is spliced from 17 exons. Gene Ontology annotation, cellular component: nucleus. NCBI's taxonomy places the organism in Eukaryota, Metazoa, Arthropoda, Insecta, Lepidoptera, Crambidae.